This is a messenger RNA of Diospyros lotus (date-plum), 1223 nucleotides long. Its product is annotated as 25.3 kDa vesicle transport protein. The transcript is spliced from 6 exons. Gene Ontology annotation, biological process: endoplasmic reticulum to Golgi vesicle-mediated transport; retrograde vesicle-mediated transport, Golgi to endoplasmic reticulum; vesicle fusion with Golgi apparatus. NCBI's taxonomy places the organism in Eukaryota, Viridiplantae, Streptophyta, Magnoliopsida, Ericales, Ebenaceae. The record is from RefSeq and is a predicted model, not a curated record. Gene Ontology annotation, molecular function: SNAP receptor activity. Gene Ontology annotation, cellular component: SNARE complex; endoplasmic reticulum-Golgi intermediate compartment; Golgi membrane. The coding region runs from base 226 to 882 and encodes 218 amino acids.
AGCUGUCUUUUCCGCAAAGCCCUAAAUCGAAGUUUUCUAUUAGUUUCGUUGUCUGUCAGAUCGUUGAAAUCCGAAGAAAAGAAGGAAGAGAUCGUCAAAUGCUUCAACCCAUAGCUGACCGAAGGGCGGAUCUGCGUAUGUAAAUACACAAAUAGGCAUACGCACGAGCGGUAUUCGGUUCGAACUCUUAAUUCGUGCCCUUAGCUGACAGUUCGUGAAGCAAAGAUGGUGAAGCUGACAAUGAUUGCUCGUGUUACUGAUGGGCUUCCACUGGCUGAGGGACUUGAUGAUGACCGUGAUCUGCAAGAUGCUGAAUUUUACAAACAGCAAGUCAAGGCUUUGUUCAAAAAUCUCUCAAGGGGCCAGAAUGAGCCUUCAAGAAUGUCGAUUGAAACCGGGCCAUAUGUUUUCCAUUAUAUCAUUGAAGGGCGUGUUUGUUAUUUGACUAUGUGUGACCGUUCAUAUCCAAAGAAACUUGCAUUCCAGUACCUGGAAGACCUCAAGAAUGAGUUUGAGCGAGUUAAUGGGAGUCAAAUUGAAACUGCAGCUAGACCUUAUGCUUUCAUCAAAUUUGAUACAUUCAUACAGAGAACCAAGAAACUGUACCAGGACACACGAACCCAGCGGAAUAUUGCAAAGCUAAAUGAUGAACUCUAUGAAGUUCAUCAGAUUAUGACUCGCAAUGUACAGGAAGUUCUGGGUGUUGGUGAAAAGUUGGACCAGGUCAGCCAAAUGUCUAGCCGUUUGACCUCAGAAUCUCGCAUAUAUGCUGAUAAGGCUAGAGAUUUAAAUCGACAGGCUUUGAUUCGGAAAUGGGCCCCUGUUGCCAUUGUUCUUGGAGUAGUUAUUCUCCUUUUCUGGGUGAGAAAGAAAAUUUGGUGAUCUACCUCUCUCAUUCUGUUUGGAAGCUCUGCAUCAGUUUAUCCAGGUUUCCACCUGUUGCUUCAGUCUACUUCUUGCGAGAAGACCUCGUCACAUAUAUGGGGUGGCUGAUCCACACGAAUGUUACCUAAAAAAAAUGAAAAAAAAAAAAAAAAAUUGGCCUUAAAGAUGACUACCAUUUUUGUUUGUGGCAGUUAGUUUUAGUCUCUAGCAAUGGCGUUCUUGAUAUGGAGACACAGAUGGAUCAUGCCAUCUAAAAUUUAAUGGGAAGACCCUGAUAUGUGAGGGUUGGAUUGGGAUACCUGACAUAAUAGUUACAAAAUUUGAAUUGUUCCUGGCCA